Messenger RNA from Myotis lucifugus (little brown bat), 4640 nucleotides. It is a transcript of the gene HRH2, whose product is annotated as histamine receptor H2. The record is from RefSeq and is a predicted model, not a curated record. Gene Ontology annotation, molecular function: G protein-coupled serotonin receptor activity; neurotransmitter receptor activity; histamine receptor activity. NCBI's taxonomy places the organism in Eukaryota, Metazoa, Chordata, Mammalia, Chiroptera, Vespertilionidae. Bases 997 to 2214 code for a protein of 405 amino acids. The transcript has 3 exons. Gene Ontology annotation, biological process: gastric acid secretion; positive regulation of vasoconstriction; G protein-coupled receptor signaling pathway, coupled to cyclic nucleotide second messenger. Gene Ontology annotation, cellular component: dendrite; membrane.
GUCUAGCCCACUUCGAGGAAGGAGGUACAAAUCUGUAACCACAGAGAUGAAAGACCUGCUGAUAUUGCGAAGGAGGAAGUGCCUGGUGCUGCACGUGCACAGAGAAUCCUGCCAUUGCUUUGAAAAGCCCGGAAGGUGGUUUCUUGCUCUACAGGAAAAGACUCCAAUGCCCAGCUGCGGGGCCAGGCAUGGGGAACCAGCACUGAACAAGUCGACGCAGCCCGCCUCCCGGAGCUUCGAGUCUGCGUCUAGAUCUUUCUCCAAAUAAACAGCCCCUCCCUGUUUGUCUCACGCGGGGUCACGUGGUACAGCCCCUUGCAUCCUGACUCCCCUCCUCCUCCCACAGCGCAUUCUGAUUGCUUCAGUGCCUCCAAAGAAGGGCAUCCAGACUGGCCCCAGGCCUCCUGGUGCCGUGCAGGGAGGUCAAGGUCGAGAAGAUUCAUCCUGAAUCAGGUCACGCUCUUGGACUGGUUUCAAAGCGCUCAACACCGGCCUUUGCAUUUUCAGCUCCUGCUCUCCAGUGGUCCCAAGAGGGAGAUGCAGCAGCCGUGACCCCGGCCUCGUGGAUGGGAGCGGCUGUCAGCUAUGGAGAAGGAUGCAGCCACGUGUCCACAUGAUCCCUCCUUCAUAAAACCUAAGCCACCUCCAGACACAUGCCCCAGUGCCUGUCUCUAUGCAGAACCUGGAGAGACGAGGCCUGCUCCAGGCCCAGGAGGGAGCCAGCUCUGAAGAGGCAAACUGAGGACGAGAGUUUGAACCACCAACUUUGCCUCCUCUCUGUUCAUGCUCAUGCGCUUGCCCAACACCUCCUAGGAGACUGACUAUUUAUUUCUAGAAAAAGCACUGAGUCGAUUACUGUAGCCUGCCACAAUUGGAUACUCCCUUUCGUCUCUGUGGGGCAGCCUGGAGCCCAGUGGCUGACAACACUGGCACAUUGGGGAGCUGGAAGAGAAGCAGCUAGGGGCUGUGGCUGAGGAAGGAGCUCGGGGUCCCAGGAUGGAGUCCAACGACACGGCCGCUUCCUCUUGCCUGGACUCUGCCGCGUUCAAGGUCACCGUUAGUGUGGUACUCACCAUCCUCAUUCUCAUCACUAUUGCCGGCAACGUGGUUGUCUGCCUGGCCGUGGGCCUGAACCGCCAGCUCCGCAGCCUGACCAACUGCUUCAUCGUGUCCCUGGCCAUCACCGACCUGCUCCUUGGCCUCCUGGUGAUGCCCUUCUCGGCUUUCUACCAGCUCUCCUGCAGGUGGAGCUUCGGCAAGGUCUUCUGCAACAUCUACACCAGCCUGGACGUGAUGCUCUGCACGGCCUCCAUCCUCAACCUCUUCAUGAUCAGCCUCGACCGGUACUGCGCCGUCACGGACCCCCUGCGCUACCCCGUGCUCAUCACCCCGGUCCGGGUUGGCGUCUCCCUGGUCUUGAUUUGGGCCGUCUCCAUCACCCUGUCCUUUUUGUCUAUCCACCUGGGCUGGAACAGCAGAGACGAGACCAGCGGGGUCAACCACACCAUCCUGCCCUGCAAAGUCCAGGUCAACUUGGUGUACGGCUUGGUGGACGGGCUGGUCACCUUCUACGUGCCUCUGCUGGUCAUGUGCAUCACCUACUUCCGCAUCUUCAAGAUCGCCCGGGAGCAGGCCAAGAGGAUCCAUCAUAUCGGGUCCUGGAAGGCGGCCACCAUCAGGGAACACAAAGCCACAGUGACGCUGGCCACCGUGAUGGGGGCCUUCAUCGUCUGCUGGUUCCCCUACUUCACCGUGUUUGUCUACCGGGGGCUGAGAGGGGACGACGCCAUCAACGAGACCUUCGAAGCUGUUGUUCUGUGGCUGGGCUACGCCAACUCGGCUCUGAACCCCAUCCUGUACGCGGCACUGAACAGGGACUUCCGCACGGCGUACCAGCAGCUCCUGCGCUGUAGGUAUGCCAGCUGCAACGCCCACGACACCUCUCUGAGGUACGACAGCUCUCGGCUCCCCAGGACUCGGAGCCAGGGACCCAGGCAGCAGGAAGAGAAGCCCCUGAAGCUCCAGGUGUGGAGUGGCAGAGAGGUCAUGGCGCCCCGGGGAGCCGCAGACAGGAAGCCUGCACUGUCCUGCACCGUGAGCUCCAGCAACCUUCUGAGCUGCUGCAAGAGUCUGUGGGCACGUCGGUUCCUCCAGAGACGCGGGGGAGGCCCCUCGGAGCAGCCACUGAGGACACCACCCUCCCAGGCUGCCUAGACCCGGCCCCAGGACACUGAAGAUACUGCUCCCGGUCACCAAGAUGUGACUCGUGGAGCCCCUAAGGGCCCAGUGGCCCCCAAAGCCACCGAGGAGGCCCCCUCAGUGACUCCCAGAGCACACACUGGGGUGCCAGGGUCCACAGGCCCUGUCUGUACUCAGCAUUCCCAGAGCGGUGUUCAGGACUUCUCUGAGCCCAAGCUCACAGUGGUGCUGGCCCUGAGUCCUGAGCAGAGAUGGGGGGACAUGCGGGAUGUGUAUACGUGUGUGCACGUAUGUGAACGUGCCCUCUGAGCACAGCAGAGGGUGUUGCCAUAAAGUACUAGCCUCUCGUUCCCUGUGGGUUCUGCAGGAUAAAGGGAGGGAAGGGAAAGGAGGAAAUUAGCCUUCAAUGAACACCUACUAUAUUCGAGGUACUUCGCCUGCAUGAGCUCCCAUAAUCCUUAUCACCCGGGACAAGGACCACUGUCCCUACUUUACAGAGGUGGAAACUGAGGCUCAGAGAAGCACGGGGCCUACCCAAGGCCACGCAGCUAGAAUGUGCGCCUGGCUCAUAGGAGGCACUGGUCCAACAGUUGUUGAAGGAAUGAAUGAAUGAACAAGUGAAGGAACGGGAGGAGGGGUGAAAAGCCAGGCCUCCAGCCCGUGUUCUCAACACAACACUACACUGCCUCUUGGGAAAGAGGUCAAGACGUUUCCUUGACUGAGCCCACCCGUGAGGCUCAGACGGAGCCUGGGGGUCCCUCAUGCUGCAGCAGGAGUAGACUUGCUGGGGAAAGUGUGCCGGGCCUCAGGGAGGGAGGGGAAGGAGUUGAGGGGAUGCAAUAGACCUGAGUAGAGGAGUUGACUCCCAGCACCCUCUGCUAGGAUGCAUGACCUUGGCCGAGUCAGGGGACCCCUCUGAGCAUCUCUACUCCCCCGUCCUGUGUAUAGGGUGGUGACAGCCGCAGAGAGGUGAAGGUGUCCAUGGACUCUCCUCGCUGACCACUGCGCCCCUGAGCCCACUCUUCCCCUCAUUCCAAGACCCCGUCCUGGUGUCCCCUCCCUGCCCACCAUGCCUUCCAGUCCCCCCUGUAGCUCCCUGUCCUCUCCCAGCCAUCAGUGUGGCUGCUCCCCGAGCCUCCUCUUCUCGAGGAGAUUUCUCUGCUUCUGUGGCCUCGUCUACACCCUGAAGACUGACCUUACCCAGAGACUUAUCUCUGAGCAGAUCUGUAUCUGGAGCCCAGACUCCUGGGAGCUUUCCCACUGCUGCCUCCACCGCGUCUCACCCUGAGCAUGUCCACAACUACCCUUGACCUUUCUCCCAGCACCUGCUCCUCUCCCGGGAUUCCCCUUCUCAGAUUUUGAAGGCUGAGGGUCAGUCCUGGCAUCCUCUCCACCUGCCCUGUCAUCGCUCCAUCCCACCGCCGACCCCUCCGUCAGGACCAUGAGAUGGCUUCUGGACCCCCCUCAGCAUUCCCCACUCGUCUCCCUCCAGCCCACGCCCCACCCACAGCCCCACCGCAAAUGCAAACUGUCUAUCCCAUGGCCCACCUUUCGGUCCAUGCACAAAGCUGUUUCCACAACUUGAAAUGCUUUUCCUGCCCACAAUCUCAGCUAAAAGCACUUCUGGAGGAAGUCUUCCCUGACCCUCCCUAUAGGCCAGGCCUGACGCACACCCCCAGCACUGUCCUGGGAAGCGCUGGCGUGGUUGUGAUACAUGGCUGUCUGUGAUUUCCUGGCCCCUGUUCACUCAGGAGGUCACGGGUUCUGCUUGUGUCUGUUUUUGUUGUUGUUUUAAUGUUUUUAUUUCAGAGAGGAAGGGAGAGGAAGAGAGAGAUAGAAACAUCAAUGAUGAGAGAGUCAUUGAUCAGGUGCCUCCUGGAUGCCCCCUAUUGGGGAUUGAGCCCAAAACCUGAACAUGUGCCCUGAUUGGGAAUCAAACCGUGACCUCCUGGUUCAUGGCCACUGAGCCCCACAAAGGGCUGCCUGUGUCUGUUGGCCACUGUAUGUCUCUAGACCCUAGAAGACUGUUUGGCACAUAGUAGGAGCUUUAAGCAGCUUAUCCACCAAUACACCAGAAGGCAUGAUUUCCCCCAAUAGCCACAAUUAUCCAGUCUCUUAGCUGGAUUCCUUCUGGGAGCCCCACAAUCCCCUCCUUGGAAGUUUUUUCCAGAGUCUAAGGCAGGUGGGUCUCUAAGUCGUGGCCAAAUCAUUGGAGGCAUAAGACUGGUCUGGCUGAUCACAGAUACAGCUGGUCAGGGCUGAGGGCAAGGUGUCCACACGCCACCUGCCAUCACAGCUACCCCCGCCCUUCUGGAGGCCCCUCGGUGCCUUUGCUGGCUGCAGAAGUGGGGCGCAGGCUGCCUGGAGGAGGAACAUCUGUGGCAGCCCCCAAGUCCACAAUCUGUGUUCCCACCAUGUUCCAAUACAGCUAUUGAAAUGGA